Nematolebias whitei (Rio pearlfish) is the source of this 2510-nucleotide messenger RNA. RefSeq names its product major intrinsically disordered Notch2-binding receptor 1-like. The record is from RefSeq and is a predicted model, not a curated record. Bases 1 to 2406 code for a protein of 801 amino acids. Gene Ontology annotation, cellular component: plasma membrane. Gene Ontology annotation, biological process: negative regulation of TOR signaling; negative regulation of cell population proliferation. The transcript is spliced from 3 exons. Lineage: Eukaryota; Metazoa; Chordata; Actinopteri; Cyprinodontiformes; Rivulidae.
AUGGCUAACCUGCAGCAGGAAUACCCUGGAGUCCUUCUGGUCAUUCUGGAGGAACUGGCCCAUAUGCGCCAGUGGUUAACUUUCCAGGACCUUUGUCGUAUGGUCAGCACCCGCUUCGACCUAGACCAUCUUAUCGAGCUCAGGAGUUUGCUGUUUGCAGCUGCCAGCAGGGAUCCCUGUUUUCCUGCUACCUUAUUCAGGGAUCGGGUCUCCACCAGAGGCCAGGGGCUUUCACCCAUAGGGGUCGCUGCAGACAUAGUAACUAUCUUCAGUCUUAUUCAGAUGACGGGUGGGGUUUCUGAUGACCGUGCAAUGGGAACCCAGACAGUCCUGCCUGUUGACCAGUCCCCCGGCCCCAUUCUGCCUGGGAUCCACCCCCUGAACAUUUCUGGUCGAGAGCGAGCACGUGCCAACUCUGACUCCAGUGGAAGGUCUAUCGACCAGCACUUGCUUUUUCCUAAAUCAAAUUACUCAACUCGCAAGAGAGCAAGUCUUCCCCCAGAUCCCAUUUCAUUUGUGCCCUCCCCUCCUGUCAGGACAAGAGCUGUGUCUUUUGACUUACCUCACACUACACACUCAUACUCCAUUAGUCCAAACCUUGAUGAGGUUAUGAAAAAUAUCUACCUGCCAUUGGAGACAGACAGUGAGUCUAGUGGAGAUUCUGCUACAAUGGAGGUGUUUGAAGCUGAACCAGGAUCAGCAGUUGAUCAGAAGAGAAAUGUUUUUAAGAAGGACUUCCAUAACCAGCCACCUCUAAUACCACAGGUGACUGUCAGCAGUGAGUCUCCUAGUCCCAAAACAGGGCAUAUUGGCUUCGACAAUCGCAGCUUUGAAGUAAUCCCCAAUCCUUAUCCAUCGCCUACAGCAAUUCACCUCUCACCAGAGCAGCGGGUUAAAGCUAAACACGAGAGCAUCGAUGAUCUGCAAGACUCAACUUAUUUUGGGCCAGGCUCAGUCCCGGAUCCUUCUCCACGGCACCUUCGACCACCCAGGGCAAAAAGACCCCUCUGGAACAAUAAGAGUCACAGUCUAGAGGACCGGAUAUGUGUGGACAGCAUUGAUAUGGGGAUAGAAUCCCAAACAGGACAACUUCCAAGGCAAUCUACCCCCGCUAUCAGCAGUUUGGGGGGAGAGAGUGCAGAUUGUGGAACUCCAAAUGGACGUGAAAGAAGGAAGGCUCAAGGAACACAAACUGACCCACCAGACCACCGGAGACUUCGUAGCCUGGUUCACGCUGAUCGCUUCUCCUUCAUGACCUCAUUAGACGACCCUGAGUUUUGUGAGGAUGACAUCAGUGCAAUAUUUCAUUUCUUAGAUGAUAUAAGCAUGUGUGGAUCUACGGGAGUUCUGCACCCCAUCGACGGUAACCUUAGCCAGGACACUCCUGAGGCUCGACGUGGUCGCCUGGGUCAACUCCAAAGACUCUUUCAUUCCCUGGAAAGCAGUGAUGAUGGGCUAAAAGCCAGUGUCUGUAAGCUGUUGCUUCGUAUGAGUCAGAUAGAAAGACAACUAGAGUCACUGAAUGAUGUGAAGGCUGAGAUUUCUCAGGUACUCUCUGCUUUGCAGCGACUGGACGAAAAGAUCCAGCAACCCAUUGUUGAUGGUGGACAGGGCACUGGUGGCAGAUGGCUUGAGCCUCUCAGUGGUGUCUCCUCUUUUAUGAGCCACCCUAUAACUCCCUCUGAUUCAUCAGAACCUCAGCCUCUGUCUGCAACUGGACACUUGUUUCCUGGGACAAGCACAAGUAGUCUGGACUGGAGCCGAUGGAACACCACUGGAGAUCAGACGGAAACCAGCAAAGGUCAGGUAGACUCCAAAGGAGCAAAAGAAGGAAAUAAGGAUGCAUCAUCUCAUCGAGCCUCCAAAACACAGCUUGAAGAAAAAAAUCUGUCUGACACCAAAAAGAUAAAUAACUCUAACUCUGCAAGAGACUGGACUGUGGCAUUCUCCAAAAGUAAGGAUGGGAAAGCAUCACAAAGGAAAAUUGUACAGGCAGAUCAAACAGACAGUACCACUAACCUACUCUCCCAGAAACCAGCCAGUAUGAUGGAACAAGUGUUAAACUCUUCACUGUUUCGACACAAAGACAACAGUCUGACAGGGGAUCUUGGCUCUGGGAAGGCCCUUGACCCCAGACUGGCUGAGAGAAGAGGGAGACCCAUAUGGACCGUAGACGACAGGGAGGCACGAAUCUCCCCUUUGGACUUACAGGGUCAGGAGUCUCUGAACCCCAACAACACAGAGUUCUGGAUGGACGACAUUUACACUCCGGGCUACGACGCCCUUCUAAGGAGAAAAGAGGCUAACCGUCGUCGACUCAAGAUCUGCAAACUGCUUGCACUUGUUGCCACUGCAGUGGCAAUCAUCCUCAUUAUUGUCAUUCCCAUUUGCACGAUACAUUCAUGAAUAUGCACAGGGGGAAAAAAAUCACUUAAAAGAUACCAAACUUUUGCACUCAUUUUAAUUGUUUAGGUGUAUUUAUCAGCAGCUAUUUGUUGUAUCUUGUAAAU